AGUAUAUGCUGAACUUUCCACUGGGUUUAUAGUAUCCAACAGAACACAAUGUAUAUCUUUUUGGUAUAACAUGAAAAGUGUUGAUUCACAGGAUUCAAAACUUGAAUUAUACCAAAUAGAUGAAAAUGGUAGACGUACUCAACUGAAAGAAUAUGCUUAUAGUACAGAAGAAAGAUGGAUUCGAGAGACUGUUGAUCUGCCAGGUACUGGGCCUUACAGAAUUGUUUUUCGUGGAACAGUUGUUGAACGAUGGACUGAGCACAUUGGACUUGAUGAUAUUGAUAUAUUUCAAGGAAAUUGUAGUGAACAUGAAAUGAUCGUCUUUACAUUUGAGACAGAAGAUGGUUGGGCAAAUGAAGAUGGCCAGAUGGCAGACUGGAUACGGCAAAAUGGAAGUACAAAAACUGAAAUUCUUCUUCCAAAUGAAGUUCACACAAUUUUAUCAGGUAUUUUUUUUUAA
Mytilus californianus (California mussel) is the source of this 460-nucleotide messenger RNA. Its product is annotated as MAM and LDL-receptor class A domain-containing protein 1-like. The coding region runs from base 71 to 460 and encodes 129 amino acids. Lineage: Eukaryota; Metazoa; Mollusca; Bivalvia; Mytilida; Mytilidae. The record is from RefSeq and is a predicted model, not a curated record. The transcript has 2 exons. Gene Ontology annotation, cellular component: membrane.